This is a messenger RNA of Ascochyta rabiei, 1128 nucleotides long. RefSeq lists its product as uncharacterized. Gene Ontology annotation, molecular function: serine-type endopeptidase activity. The coding region runs from base 1 to 1128 and encodes 375 amino acids. Gene Ontology annotation, cellular component: extracellular region. The record is from RefSeq and is a predicted model, not a curated record. The transcript has a single exon. Gene Ontology annotation, biological process: proteolysis. NCBI's taxonomy places the organism in Eukaryota, Fungi, Ascomycota, Dothideomycetes, Pleosporales, Didymellaceae.
AUGCAGCUCACUAGUUUCCUUGCUGCCCUGGCAGUAUUCCUGCCUAUCGUCUACGGUGCCCCUACCGCAGCCGCCAACAGCCUCCACCCAGAGAUUCUGGCUGCCAUGAAGCGCGAUCUAGGACUGGACGCUGAGCAGGCACAUGUUCGUGUCGCCCGGGAGCUCAAGGCCACCGAAGUCAUUGAGAAGUUGCGCACCUCGGCUGGCAAAUCCUUCGGAGGCGCUUGGCUCGUUGACGGCGAGCUCAAGGUCGCUGUCACUGACCAGGCCUUGACCUCCGAGGUGACCGAUGCUGGCGCCACUCCUUUCGUUGUCUCUGUUCCCCUCUCUAAGCUUGAGGAAGCCCAGAAGGCACUGGACAAAAUCGACAUUGAGCAGUCCCUUGGCAAGCGCUCCGAGAACACUGGCAUCGCGGCGUACUAUGUCGAUGUCGCCGCCAACAAGCUCGUCAUCGAAUCACUUGCCGACAGUACCGCUCAGGCCGCAGAGCUGGCCAAGAAAGUAGGCCUCGUCGAGUCCGAGUUUGAGGUCCGCACCGUUAAGGCGUUGCCAACCACCUUUGCCACGAUCCGUGGUGGUGACGCUUACCUCAUCAACCGAAGCUCCAGAUGCUCUGUUGGCUUCUCAGUCACCACCGGCUUUGUCUCUGCCGGCCACUGCGGCACUGUCGGCAACACUGCUACCACAAGCAGCGGUGCUACCCUGGGAUCCUUCUCGGGUUCAGUCUUUCCAGGAAACGGCGACUACAGCUACGUCAGGGGUAGCAGUGGAAACACUUUCUCUGGAAGGAUCAACAACUACAACAGCGGUACACUUCCCGUGUCGGGUAGCACCGCCGCCGCCACCGGAGCAAGUGUCUGCCGCUCCGGCUCCACCACUGGUGUCUACUGCGGCACCAUCCGCUCCCUAGGCGCAAGCGUGUCCUACCAGGAGGGACGUGUUACUGGCCUUACUCAGACUAAUGUUUGCGCCGAGCCCGGUGACUCUGGCGGUUCCUUCUACUCUGGCGCCCAGGCCCAGGGUGUCACCUCUGGAGGCUCCGGCGACUGCUCCAGUGGUGGUGUAACGUACUUCCAGCCCGUUAACGAGAUUUUGUCGGCCUACAGCCUCACUCUGGUCCGUGGUUGA